Molecule: messenger RNA, 943 nt
Organism: Pipistrellus kuhlii (Kuhl's pipistrelle)
Lineage: Eukaryota; Metazoa; Chordata; Mammalia; Chiroptera; Vespertilionidae
Gene: NKIRAS1
Product: NFKB inhibitor interacting Ras like 1
Exons: 4
Coding region: 155-733 (192 amino acids)
Biological process (GO): canonical NF-kappaB signal transduction
Molecular function (GO): GTPase activity; GTP binding
Source: RefSeq, a predicted model, not a curated record
GGAGGCGGCAGCGGGCGUUCGAGACCCGCUGCGGGGAGGGGAGGAGGCGAGCUGGGGGCGGGGCUGCAGCCGCUGAAACUUGCGGGGGAGCCUGGCUGCGAAGGCGCCGUUAUCCUCUGGGUCUGCGGAGGGUGCAGUGCUGUCCUGAGACAAGAUGGGAAAGGGCUGCAAAGUCGUGGUGUGCGGCUUGCUAUCUGUGGGGAAAACAGCAAUUUUGGAGCAGCUCCUUUAUGGGAAUCAUACUAUUGGAAUGGAAGAUUGUGAAACCAUGGAAGAUGUGUACAUGGCUUCAGUGGAAACGGAUCGGGGAGUAAAGGAACAGUUACACCUUUAUGACACCAGAGGCCUGCAGGAGGGCGUGGACCUACCGAAGCACUAUUUCUCCUUUGCCGAUGGCUUUGUUCUGGUGUACAGCGUGAACAAUCUUGAAUCCUUUCAAAGAGUGGAGCUACUGAAGAAAGAAAUCGAUAAGUUCAAAGACAAAAAAGAGGUAGCAAUUGUCGUAUUAGGAAACAAACUCGACCUUUCUGAGCAGAGACAAGUGGAUGCUGAAGUGGCACAGCAAUGGGCAAAAAGCGAGAAGGUGCGGCUGUGGGAGGUAACAGUUACAGAUAGGAAAACUCUGAUCGAACCGUUCACUCUCUUAGCCAGCAAACUCUCCCAGCCCCAGAGCAAGUCCAGCUUUCCUCUGCCUGGGAGGAAAAACAAAGGGAAUUCUAGUUCUGAGAACUAAAAAUCAGUUCCACAAUUGUUGGUUGAAUAGCAAUUGCUCUUAUGUAUCUGUGAACAUAUUUAAAAUAGGCCAUUUGUAGCUACUUUUGGUCUGGUAGAAAUCCCUAAGGAAGCAAUGUAAUGCUUGUAAGGCUAUGAUUAAAUUAUGUGGGAUAAGCUUAUUAUUAUUGCCUGAUAUAAAAUAAUAUAUUUGCAUUCUGGUUGCUUGAAA